This is a messenger RNA of Pelobates cultripes (western spadefoot toad), 555 nucleotides long. The record is from the annotation of a GenBank genome assembly. Lineage: Eukaryota; Metazoa; Chordata; Amphibia; Anura; Pelobatidae.
AUGGCGGCUGCCAUGGCGACUAAUGCCGACCUGCUCACACUCACCACCACUAUUCAGGAUGCCUUGCGGGCAGAGAUGGCAGGGAUUCACACAGAGGUGGCCACCCACACAGGCCGCAUCCAGGCCCUGGAGCACUCCUCUGAGACCCAAUCUGCAAGACAUACCGCCACGGAUAAUGCUAUAGCCCGGCAGGGGGAAUUGAUUCUACACAUGCGCAGACACCUGGAGGACCUCGAUAAUAGGGGCCUCAGGUGCAACAUAAGGCUAAGGGGGAUCCAGGAGGCAGAAAGAGGGGAGAAUGCGGAGGAGGUACUCCGGGGCCUCUUCCGACUUGUGUUGCAAGCCGAUGCCCCGCAGAAGAUUGAAUUUGAACGUGCGCACAGGGCCUUGCGACCACGCUCACUAGAAGACGGGCCUAGAGACAUGAUUUGCUGCUUACACUCGUUCCCUGUCAAGGAUGCGAUUAUGCGGAGCAGCCUACAUGGUCCUUCCAGGGAGCUCAAGUGUCCCUCUACAAUGAUCUAUCCCGGUGACGCCCGUGCUUCGCGAACAUAA